Molecule: messenger RNA, 4062 nt
Organism: Rhea pennata
Lineage: Eukaryota; Metazoa; Chordata; Aves; Rheiformes; Rheidae
Gene: ZNF804B
Product: zinc finger protein 804B
Exons: 4
Coding region: 1-4062 (1353 amino acids)
Cellular component (GO): nucleus
Source: RefSeq, a predicted model, not a curated record
AUGGCGUGCUACCUGGUCAUCAGCUCCCGGCACCUCAGCAACGGGCACUACCGCGGCAUUAAGGGCGUCUUCAGGGGACCGCUCUGCAAGAAGGGCGCUCGCUCGCCGGACUAUGCUGAGAAGGAGAAAGCGGCAGCAAAGGCUCUGGAGGACGUGAAGGCUAACUUCUACUGUGAACUCUGUGACAAACAGUACCACAAGCACCAGGAAUUUGACAACCACAUCAAUUCUUAUGACCAUGCUCACAAGCAGAGAUUGAAAGAUUUAAAACAAAGGGAAUUUGCUCGAAAUGUGGCUUCAAAGUCAUGGAAAGAUGAGAAGAAACAGGAAAAAGCACUUAAGCGGCUCCACCAGCUCGCAGAGCUACGGAAGCAGUCAGAAUGCAUCACAGCAAGCGGACCAAUGCUUAAAGCCCCCAGAUUAGUUGUGGAAAAGCAGCAAUCAGCAGAUGAAAUUUUCCUAUACAAGGGUGGCAAAUUCACCACUGGUUCUCAAACCACAGCCACGGGUAAAGGACAAGGUUUCCCCAGAAGCAUAGUAGAGAAACAGCAGCUUAUCAUUAGCAGGCACCGGUCACCCACUAAGAGACUCCACGUGCUUGGAAAUCAAGUCUCACGAGUGUUCCCAGACAGCAUCAGCGCUUCUCAAAGGACAGGAGUGUCUUUCUCAUUCUCUAAAAAAGUCCCUUUGAAGCUUGAGUCCUCAGCCUCAGUCUUCAGUGAGAACUCUGAAGAAGGAAAUGAUUGUAGUGAAUCCCCCAACCAUAAAACAAAGCAAGCUCCUGGCACACUUUUGGAGGAGGAUGGAAAAGCAAGCUUGGAUAAAGGGCCACCUAUUCCAGAAGACCAAAUGGUUUUGGAUAACAGUGUAUCAAGACGUGUAGCUGCCAAACCUAAAAUGCUAAAAGCAAAUGAUAAAAGCAGUGAUAGAGAAUUAAAAGAAAUAGUCAGUACUCAUCUUUCAUUUUCCAAAAUCAAAACUCAGCUUUCAAAUUUGGAUUUUUCUGGUUCACUUAGAGAAACAGAGCAAGACAGCAAAUUGAAUGAGUCUGAACAAUUGCUGGAAACACUCAUUUCACCUUCAUGCCACACUAGCAAUGUUUGUAUACAGCAGAACACCUACAAGCACAGCAACACCCACCUGCCCAACCAGCUACCUGAGCUCCCACCACAUCAAGCAUUUGAGCAGGGAGGUGUCAGUGACAUUAAUGAUGGUCCUGGGGAGGUCAAAAGAGAGCAAUCUUUGGAAAAUUCAGAUCUUUUCAGAAUUCAGAAUGGGAAUAUGGAAACACUUCCAAGGGAGACUGUGGUUAAAGAGGUUAAGCCCCAAGCAUUGCCUUUUCUUCAUGUAGUGAGCAAAGACGGCAGCACUGCUCUGCAGUGGCCCACAGAACUACUUUUGUUUACAAAAACUGAGCCCUGUAUUUCAUAUGGCUGUAAUCCAUUAUAUUUUGACUUCAGACUCUCUUUAAACCACAGAGAUGGUAAACAGUGUGAAACAAACAAAGCAAGCUGUAAAGAGCACUCUAUAAAUAAGAGUGCAGAUGAAAAUGAAGCCUCAGGUUUAAUAAAACACAAGCAAAUGUCAAAUGAACAAGAUAAUCAGUUGUUGAAACCAAAGAAGAUGAAAGAUUCCCUCAACCCAAGAAAGGCCAAGCAAAAAGCUGAGUCAGACAUAGGGAAAGAAAUGAAUGAAAAUGGUCAAAAAUAUGUUUCAGAUUAUUUGAAUGAAAAUAUACCCAAAGUGCCUGCUUACCUUGAUGUCUCACAAAAGGAUUAUAUGAGAGGAAAAAGUAUUCAUACAACAACACUGAGAAGAUCUUUAAAGCAUCAUUUUCAUAGCUGUGAAAGAAAGAAACACAACAUUAGAAAUGAAAGCAUUUCCUUUUCUGCUUUUAUGUCUAGGAUUAAAAAAUCUAAAACUGCAAAAUGUCAUUUGAUUUAUUCUGAAGAAAAACAUGAAAAACAAAAUGACUGCAGAUCCAUUCAAGACCUGUCCAGCUGCAGUGGUGACAUAAGUGACAGUGGAAAAGAUUCUGGUGGAAGUUUCCUCAGUUUUAAGUCCUGUUUGAACAGCAGGAAUUCAGAAAAUGAAGGAUAUGGAAGUUAUACGAGAUGUUGGAGGUUCUCCACUCCUCUGAAGUCCUCCUCUGACAGACAUUCUAGCUAUUCUGACACUUCUGUUAGUAACAUAAGUAGCUAUAUAAGCUGUUCCUCUAAUCCCCCAUUGAGCAAUCACAGUAGAAAUCAUUUGCUUUUUUGUUGCAAAAGAAAAAGCAAGACAGUUGAAAGGCACAAAUGUAAGCACCGAAAGCACAACUGCUUUUUCACCUCUGAUGAUGCAGAUGAGGAUUACCUUUGGCAUACUAGAAGUCAAAAGACUAGAAACUGUUCACAAAAGGGCACAGCUGAAUAUCAACGAUGUUCAAGACAUAAAGUUUUACACCAUAGAGACAGAUCUAAACACAGCAGAUAUAGACACCGGCAUUUUGGCAAAGUGCAUAGCAGAAGUAGAAACUACCAUAUCUCCAAAAGUUCUUCCACCAGAGAUUCACAAAGCAGUCAAAGAUCAUCUAGUUGCAGAACAUCAAGAGGUAGCCGUUCAGGAUCCUUCUCAAAAGACAACUGUGAGAACAAGCAAGAGGAAGAUGCAGAAGGAGAUUCUAACGCUGAACCAGGAAAAGCUGAAACUACACAUUUUGACUCUCUGAAUGUAAAUUGCCAGUCAAAAAAAUUUGAUACCUGCUCUUCUGAAAACUUAGCAAAAGACAUAGAGGGAAAAAGAAAGUCACUGUCAGCCAAGCUGCUUUUAGAAAGAGUGCAGUUCAAGAAAACCCAGAAACAAAUGCGUAGUUCGGAGAGAUUUUCAAACAGUUGCAGGAUAGAAUCAAAGGAUCACUCACAAAGUCACUGUGCGCUUCAGUUUUCAUCAUCAGUAGAUGACAUAACAAUGUUACCUUUGCCAGAAAAACUCCUAAGCUUAGAUAAAAAUGAUAUAGGGCAUAAUGAAAUCAGUUCAAUGGAAAACUGUGUGAACAAAAACAACUUUGAAGCUUCAGAGAUAACUGAUGUUGGUCUUUCAACAGGCACUGAUUAUGAUCAUCGUCUUUUUAAAGACAUCAUUCAAAUAGGAACAGGCUAUCAGAGCCCAAGCAUGAAAAGGAACACAGCAAUAAAGGAACAAUCCAAUUUCUUAAUUAGUGAUGUGCAACCCUUUAUACAAAGCUGUGACCCAGUACCAAAUGAUUUCCCUGGUGCUUUUCCCUCUAAUAGAUAUUCUGUUGUUACUAAUUCAACAGAGACCAAAGAAGAACUACAUGAUGUAAACAUGGACUUGAACCGGGCAGAGGGCAGUUCAGACUCUCUUUGUGACAAUGCUAUGCAGAAGUACGAUGAAACAGUAAAUGACCUGGAAGCGUACAAUAAAGCCACCUCCCCACCUUUAACACAGCAGCCUAUAACAUUUUCACCAGAGGAAAUAGAUAAAUAUAGGUUGCUCCAGCUGCAAGCUCAGCAGCAUAUGCAGAAACAACUUCUGGCAAAACACCUUAAAGUUUUGCCUGCCCCAGGACCAGCUGCCUUCUCUGCAACACCAGCAGUUCCCACUGUCCCCGUUCAGCAGCACGCUACUGUCACCACCAUUCACCAUACGCUGCUGCAACGCUUUGCUGUCUCAGCAUCAGUACAUCCCCACACCAGUCACCUCUCUCUCGCACACCUCCAUCCCCUCUCCCAUGCACAUUUCUCCCCCAUAUCACUUUCCCCUCUAGCCCCAGCCCUUAUGCCUACCCACCCCGCUCUGCUGACAGGACAUCCAUUACACGUGGUCUCUGCCACCCCUAUUCACCCUUCCCCACUGAACUUCCCAGCAUUGCCACAUGCUGCAUAUAUGCCAGCCUUAUUUGCACCACACUUGACUGCAGCUACAACUGCUAUACAUCCAAAUCCCUUAAUUCAUCCUCUAUUCCAAGUGCAAGAUCUCCAUCACCAUUCUUGCUCUAGCCAGACCCAACAGUUACCCACAAUAAAAGAAGUUUUUGGUGUUUCUAGCUAUUUAAACUAG